AUGUCUGAUGGUCUCAACGAUGCCCGCGCUAUGCGCGUUGCCGAAAUCAUGUCUGAUUUCCGCAAUCUCCAACACUAUCUCGUCCAACUUCGAGCAUCACCAACGGCAGAGGAGUACUAUUUGGAGGGCUAUGCCCUUCUUAGGCAAUGUGCGAGCGAAGCCCAAUCCAUCCUCGCAGUGCCAUUCGCAGCGAACAGUGGUGCCGCUGGCGGCGACCCUGAGCGCCAGAAGCAGCAAUUGAGGGUCAUCAUAACCGACGCAGCGGUCCGCCGUUUCCAAUGCCAAAGAGCCUACCUGAGAGCACAUUCCGGACUUCGGUGGAUGAACUCGCGGAACAGUGUUUUGAGGGGCCAGAAGCCAAAUGCUAGUCAUUUGCACGCCCUACAGACCGCGGAUAAUACAUUGAGAAUGGAAUUGCUCGCCAUUACGGACGCCCACGUCGAUCAAACCCUCCGAAACCAAGAUGCCGCGCAAGGGAAAUGGCUCGGUGAAGACCCAUCGCUAGCUCAAAUCCAACACUUCCUCAUGUCUCGAUAAAGAAAAAUUCUUCCAUCAAAACACCCAUGCACCCGUUCUGUCUGGGUCAACCAAGUCAUGUCGAGUCAAUUCGCCACGCCGGUAGUCGGGAUCCCCCGCCUUUUCGCUCAGCCUUCUCUCUACCCUUCAUCUUUCCCUCCCUCUCUCGCGGUAUCGACUAGACAGACGAAGAAAAGCGCUACAUGAGUGUCCGAUCGUUCGCUUAUCGCUACGGCGCUGGCUUCCCCGACACGAGCCUGCCCACGUUUUUCGACACGUUCGAGAACACCCACUAGCGUCAACUUUAUUUGUUCCCGCCGAGCCUUUCCUUAUUUCAAUUACACUCCGCUUCCUGGACAAACGAACUGCAAAACAACGUACGAUAAAACGAAACGGACGGCCGAUGAGUUUUUUUUCCCUUCGGCGCUUUGAUAUUAUGGCACCAUUUUUCUCUUUUGGAAAACGAUACCCAUCUACAGCACGACAUGCCCCCUUUCUUAGACGCACGAAUCACGCGCGGGCGUUUAUCCCUGUAUAUACUUUUUUCUUCACUCUGGCUGGGGCUCGGUAUUGCUUCCCUUUUCUUCCAUUUUGUUCGAACUAGCAUUUUCUUUUUGUUGUUUUCUUUCUACCCCUGGGAUGUCGUGGUUGGUUAUUGCUGGACAAUGCCUUCCCCCUUCCCUACUAAGAUUAAAAUUGUUAGCUAUCACGUUUUAGUUGGGCUUUGGCGCGUGGAUUCUCGGUUCUCUCAUUUACUCUUUUAUAUUCUCUUAUCUGCCUUUUAUCCUAGCUAUACAUUUUUAUACUGUUUUCAACACAUUUAGAUAAAACACUCCUAUUUUUUCCAUCACUCUCUCCUCCCCAUUCCUAGUCAUCUAAAUGACCUUGUCUGUUUCCUCCUCUCUGCUUUUCUCUUCUCGUUUUUCUUGUGCCUUUUUCUUUCUUUGUUGCUUUUUGCACUUGUUUUUAUCUCUUGCAUACAUGGUCAGGCGUUCACAUAC
Messenger RNA from Periconia digitata, 1517 nucleotides. NCBI's taxonomy places the organism in Eukaryota, Fungi, Ascomycota, Dothideomycetes, Pleosporales, Periconiaceae. The record is from the annotation of a GenBank genome assembly.